AGCACGCCAUGUUUAUCUUUUCUUUCCGUCAUUUCGUUACCGCGUGUGCCCAAACAGCGGUGUUUGGUCAAAAUUCAACAAUACAUAUUUUGAUUAGCGUCAACUUAUGAAGAUGGGAAAGAAAGUAAGGGAAUAUAAAUCAGGCGACUUUAUAUUUGCAAAAGUAAAAGGAUAUCCAGCAUGGCCGGCAAGAGUACAAAAAUUGAAUGGAAAGAAGUAUUUCGUAUAUUUCUAUGGGACUGGAGAGACUGCGAAUCUACCACCGAACAUGAUAUUCGAUUAUGCGGAAAACAAGGAUAAGUUUCUAACGAAAACGGUGAAGCGUCGCGACUUCAACGACGGCGUGAAGCAGAUUGAAUACGAUUUCGCUAAUAACGUACCCUUGGAGCAAGUUAUCGGUGUCGCCACAGAGCCUUCUGAUGAUGCAGCAAAUGAUACUGCCAACGAUACGGCGAAUGAGGUAGAUGACUCAACCGCAGACACCACUGCUGCUGAUGACACUAUGGCUGAUGAGUCUGCAGUAAAUACAACACAGAACGAUACUGGUAUUGAAGAUUCUGACGAAACGGGCGGCUUGGUUAUAGAUGAAGCUAAAGCUAAAGGCAAGAAAUCUGUCGCCAAAACGCCAGGCAAGGAAACGCCGAAGGCGCCGCCAAAGACUCCACGCGGUAAAGGGAAGAAGGAAGAAGGAGAGGAUAGGGAGAAGGAAAAGGAAGAGGAGUUGGUCAGUAGGAGCGGUAGGAAGAUAAGGCCGAAGCGAUACAUGGACGAACACACGGAGGAGAACACAACGCUGCCGUCGCCGGCGCAGAAGAAGCGGCGCGGCGCUUCGCCGGCCGCGGACAGGGAGAAGGAGGCCAGAGACAAGAGCGAGAGGAUCAUCAAGCAUUUCAACUCGGUGCCGCAGUCUGAACUCGAAGAUCUCAAGGAGCCAUUCACACCAGACGAUCCAGACAAAGAGAACAUUCUCAUAGCGUAUCUACCAUCCGGGCAGUAUGUAGGCAUUAAACUGUUCCAAUCUAGACCAGCUACGUUUAAGAAUGAAGCAGCAAGACUUCAAUGGGACAAACAGGCGGCGACUAACGCGAUUACGCUUAAAAUGCAAUUAGAAAGAGGUCAUAUAACAGUACAAUCCGUGUUAGCGCAGUUAAACAUGGAUCUUAGUUUGACGGAUGAAGAAAAGGCCAUGUUGGAUAAGGAGAGAGAAACCGAGGAGAAGAAAUCUCGUGUGCAAUUCUUAAAGACGGAAAUGAAGUUGAUAGAAUUAGACGCUAAGAUAAAGACGUGUCUGUGCUUAGAGAAGGCGGAGACUGAACUCUGUUUGAAGUUGUUGGAUGAAUUGAUGGAAUUGGAGGUGAAACCGCUGAUGCUGCUGAAGCACCCGUCCUGCCUCGAAACUAUAAAGCGGAUGCGCGCCUACGUCGGCAACACGCCAUCAUGGGACCUCAGCGAGAGCGCGGCGCUCGUGUUCAGCAAGCACGCGCACAGGAUACGGAAAUUGGCGGACACUAUAUAUAAUAAUAUGAGGCAAUUAUUUACAACACCAGAGGGUCUAUCCUUCUGGGAGUAUUUCUCGGAGCGAGUGAUGCAAUUCAAGAAGGUAACAAGUAAACUGUCGGCCGACGAGCUGUUGGAGUUGGUGCAUGAACCUAUUGAAAUGUCCCAACCGUCACCGCACACGAUGAAGUCUGCUGUGGAAUCGGCCAACGAUGUCGAAGCUAGUGUUGAGUCGCAGAAGAAAAAACCACAAACUGGAAGAAACAAGAAAAAUGCGAACACAACACCAUCGAGAGCACCGCUCAAACGUCAGAACUCGAAGAAACAUCAGAACGAGAAUGAAGAAGAAGCCGAUAAAUCGGAAAACGACAAAGACAAAACAAAAGAUGCUGACAAUCAAAACACCGAUACGGAGAAAAUUAAUGACACAGAAAUAGAAGCGAAUAACACAGACGAUGUUGAAGAAAGCACAGAAAAGACACAAGAAUCAGAACAAGCGGACGAAGACACAGAAGAAAAUACAAAUGACGAUUUACAUAAUGACACAGAAAAAGCAAAUGACACAGAAAUGGAAGUCGACGCGAGUAAUUUAAAUGAUGAAGAAGAAGAAUCGAAAGAGGAUUCUACGAAAGAAUCUGAAAGCCCGGACAGUGCAAAAGAAAAAUCAAAAGAUUCAGAUAAAGAAGAGGCGAAAGAUAAAAAAGAAAAAGACAAACCUAAAGACGGUGCAGAUAAAUCUAAAGACGGUAAAGAUAAAGCGAACGGUAAGGAAAAAUCGAAAGAUAACGGCGAGAAGAAAGACAGCAAAGAUAAAGCAAAAGAAAGCACGGAAAGGAAAGAUAGGGCUGAUAAACGUAAACUCAGUACGGAUAGUAAAUCGAAGGAGCCGAGUCCGAAUGCGGACGAAAAGGUGAAUAAGGAAAAAGAUUCGGAAAAGGAAAAAGAGAAAGAUAGCCCUAAGGAGGAUGAGCCUAGAGCGAAGAGGACGAGAGAGAGCAAAAAGACUGAACAACCACCGCCGCGGUCGCCGAUGAAGAGGAAAUCGAAAGUUUGAACAAAAUAUUAAAAAAGUUAAUGUUAAGUUUUUGUUCCUAACGGAUUUGCUGGAAUUGUUGGAGAAUAUCGAUUUUAUGUUGACUAGCUGUUUAACCCGGAUUUGUAUGUGGAAAAUCUAAGGUUUUGUCGGCAUAAGGUGAUAAUGAUUGCGUAAUUUUCUAGAUUUGUAUCUUAUUAUAUUUAGAUACUGAAAGUAUCUAUUUUUGAUUAAUUUAAAAUGUUUUUGUCAAGGGUAGAGUUACUUUCUUGCAAAUCAUAAACAUUUAUAAGUACGAGAUACCCAUCGUUUUUGUUUUUUUUUUUGUCAGUUUGUAUUUGAUUGCUUCUUGAAAAUUAAAAUUAUGUAAAAGAUAGAAACAACGAUUAAAAAUAUUUCUAUUCAUUGGAUAUUUGAAAUUUAAUCCAUAAAUUAAAAAAAACAUGCAUAAAAAUCCAUCAAUUCCCGCAGGUCCGUUACGAAUGUUGCAGUCCACGUUUAUAUAGAAAAUUAUUAUAAGUAUUGAAAAAAAAUAUAUAACUAGACGUAAGGCGCAUAAUCUGAGUACAUACAGCAUUUGACAUGGAUGCAAUUUUUUAAUAAAUAACAAUUAUUUAGAUAUUACUGUACGUUUCUACGCAAAAUAAAAAAAAACGACAUCUAUAGGAAGCUUGAUUUAUAAAUAGGGAACAUAGGUUUUGUGAAGUAGCCUAGAGACGCAUAAAACCUAAAGAAAUCACAGAAAAUUGGGAUUGGAUAAAGGUCAGCAGGUCUAUAUAGAUAAAUUUCGUUUAUAGAUUUAAUAAAUUUAAUAGUGUAUAUGGUGCGUCAAAAUACGUUUUCACUUUAAACACUAACGAUAUAAAAAAAAAUCAUUCACACAAAUUCAAUACAUUUUCUUUCCAUAUAAAAUGAUCGUUCUAAUUAAAAACAACAAAUAAACGAUACUGUUUAUUUGUUGCUUAGUCUUACUUUAAUUGAAAAAAUUUCAACCAAGAAUUGCCUAAAUGUAACUGGUUGUAUAAUUCUAUACAAAAGUAAUAAAAUAAUGAUCCAUUUUUUUAAUAGUUUUUACGGUUCUUAUGAGGCUAUAACGCUCAUUGCUUGUGAAAUUCGUAAAACAAUAAAAACUUGCACAUAUCUUAAAUUAUUGUUAUUUGAGCGUUUAAAAUGUAUUCAGAAAGCGUUCAUUUAUUUCUGAAUAUGUUUAAGGUGUGUUUAAGUUUUUGAUUUAUCUGUGCUUCCACGAAGCAUUUUUAAAUGUUAUCAGCAGUUUCGCUUUAAAAUCAUAGAUUGUUAAAAAAAUAGUAUUUACUGCCACAAAACUCAUUCAAGGUAUCAUUUUUAAACAAUACUUAUGUAUUUGCCUUUACAAAUAAGAUAUUGACGACACAUCAACUGUUUUCAUUAUAAUAUUAUAGAGAUAAUUUUUGGUAUAUACACAAUAUACCCAUAUCAAAACUGAAUACUUACGGUAAAAGUAUAUUUUAAAUGGAACUUAUAUAAAUUAU
Zerene cesonia (dogface butterfly) is the source of this 4041-nucleotide messenger RNA. It is a transcript of the gene Jasper, whose product is annotated as PC4 and SFRS1-interacting protein. The record is from RefSeq and is a predicted model, not a curated record. Gene Ontology annotation, biological process: regulation of transcription by RNA polymerase II. The transcript is spliced from 17 exons. Gene Ontology annotation, cellular component: nucleus. NCBI's taxonomy places the organism in Eukaryota, Metazoa, Arthropoda, Insecta, Lepidoptera, Pieridae. Gene Ontology annotation, molecular function: transcription coregulator activity; double-stranded DNA binding. The coding region runs from base 107 to 2551 and encodes 814 amino acids.